Messenger RNA from Schizosaccharomyces japonicus yFS275, 2554 nucleotides. Its product is annotated as AP-3 adaptor complex subunit Apl6. Gene Ontology annotation, biological process: vesicle-mediated transport; intracellular protein transport. The record is from RefSeq and is a predicted model, not a curated record. Lineage: Eukaryota; Fungi; Ascomycota; Schizosaccharomycetes; Schizosaccharomycetales; Schizosaccharomycetaceae. The coding region runs from base 194 to 2431 and encodes 745 amino acids. The transcript has a single exon. Gene Ontology annotation, cellular component: endomembrane system; membrane coat.
CUGACCACGUGUCACAAGUUUAGUGAAUUGUUACUGAAACUAUCUUUUGGUUUGGAUGCCAACUUGCUCAGACUACCAUACGCAGCUUUUUGUCAACUCUCUCUAUUUUCCAUAAAUCUGUUCAUAUAACACCGUACUGUUCUGCUUUAGAUAAAAUAUACGAGAGUUGAGCCACCAGAGCUCCGUUUUAGUGAUGAAUUUGUCAAAUUCCUCGUUCUUUUCCACUCUGUCAGGAUUGGCUUCAAAUGCCAAGGAAAUUGCCAAAGCUACAACAAAUUCUUUCUACACUCAUCGAGAUUAUGAUAGUUCACAUUUGACAAAACUUUUGUCGUCGAGUUCGACGGCAAAUAACUUGGAAGCUCUUCAAUUUAUCAUCAGUAGAAUGGCAGCAGGUGAGGAUAUGUCCUCUCAUUUUACAGACAUCAUUAAGCUCUUUGCCUCGAACAAUGAUGAAAUUAGAAGACUCGUUUAUGCGUAUUUAUUGCAGUAUGCAGAGUUCAACCCAGACUUGGCAUUGCUCUCUAUCAAUACGGUGCAAAAAUCUCUUAAUGACAAGGAUCCAAAAAUCAGAGCCCGUGCUCUUCGCGUAAUGAGUAGCAUUCGUGUUCCCGCAAUCCACGGUAUUGUACUACUGGCUAUCCAACAAUGUGUAAAUGACUCUUCCGUUGCUGUUCGCAGAGAAGCAGCUAUAGCCAUUCCAAAAUGCUACUCAUUAGAUCCCUCAGUGGGCCCGAAAUUGAGGGAACACAUUGCUACGUGUCUUUUGGACAGUAAUGCCGAAGUAAUUGGCCCGGCACUUGCUUCCUUUAAUGAGCUGUGUCCCAACGACUACGAAAUAAUCCAUCCGGCAUACCGCCGUAUUUGCACACUCUUACCGCAAAUGAACCAUUGGGACAAAUGCAUAGCUAUGCGGGUUUUGGUUCGCUAUGCACGCAGAAACUUUCUCCAACCGCAACCAGAUGAGCCUUUGGAUAGAGAUCUUGUACUCCUCAAAAAUGCCAUGCUCUCUGCCUUAUACUCCAAUCUCCCAAGCACCAUUUUGACCAGCAUAAACAAUCUCAUUUGUUUAAAUUUAGUUCAGGAUGCCUCCGAAUUGGUUCAGCCAAUUCUCUUUCUUCUAUCGAACAGUAAUACCGCAAAGCUGAUUACCCUCCAAAACCUUUACCAAAUUUUAACCCAGUCUAUCAAUGGAGUUUCGGCUGCUUUUACAGAAAGUUUGCGUGAUGUCUUAGCACCGCAUUUCCGUUUACUAUUUUUGCUUGUAUCAGACACAGACGAAGUCAUCCGCCUAAAGCUAAUGCUUUUGACAAAAGUCAUUAAACCAACAAACCAGUCUCUUAUUUUGUCAGAAAUGUUUUAUUAUGCCCUUCGUCAUGAUUCACAAACUGUACAAUCUUAUGCGGUGAAAGCCAUCGGUCUGUGUGUUUUGCAAGUCAAUGACAUGAUGGAUACAUGUCUAAAUGCAAUUCUCCACAUGCUUACAGGAAAGAACGAGCAACGGGUUAGGGAAGCGGCAGAUGCGCUUUCUGCUUUUCUCGAUACUAAUGCCGACCGUAAAUAUGUGCAAUACCUUUGUGCUAUAUACAAGGAGGUUAGCCUCGGACAUGCCCGCGCUGUAAUUCUUUUCCUUGCUUCUAAAAACUUGGAUAUGGUUUUGGACUUGGCACCAGAUCUCCUGCGUGUUGCUCUUCAAACGUUCACUGAAGAACCAGAGGAAGUGAAGCAUAGCAUCCUAUACUUUGCUACGAGGUUACUGAUUCAUACACAUCAGGAGUCUUACUCUUAUGACAUUAACACAGGCACGGACCCUAUAACUUUGAUGUACAAAUAUCUUCAAAAUCUCAUUCGUUUUGAUGCAAGUUAUGAUCUCCGUGAUCGUGCGUUGUAUUACUUUGAGCUGGCACGGACACCCUAUACAGACUUUUCCAAACAAAUUGUGUUACAAACGCAACAAACAGAGACCACUGAAGCUGCUGAAGAAACCCAGUUUGCUUUAAGCUCUACCAGUCUUGUUUUGAAAAAAUCCAUCCGUGGUCAUACCGCAGUGCCUGAGUGGGCGACUGCGGACGAAUUGCCUAAUCCAAACGUCCGUGAUGUUGAGCCUCCAUCACUACGUCCCUUGGAAGUUGAGGAUAUCGUACUUACCCCCAAGGGAGUUGGGACACCAAGCCCUCUUGGAAUGCAGAAUCCUUCUCAUUUGGUUCAACUUGUCGAAACAAGUUCUCAAGGUCGUCCACGCAUCGUUGGUCGCCAGACGCUUGAUGAAUUCUACCAAAGUAGUUCUGAGGACGAGCAAGAAGAGGAAGCCGAGACUGACGAAGGAUCCACUGAGUCGGAAACUGAGUCAGAAACUGAAUCCGAGUCUGAUUCUGAUUCUGCGUCUACAUCUGCGUCAGAGUACACGGAAGAAGAAGAAGCCGAAUCAGCGUAAUGACCCAGUAACAGUCCUUUUGUUGCGGAGUGCCGCAAUUCGUUUCAUCUUAACAUAAGCAGGAAUAUGGAAGAAGAUAGACGCUACUGUAAAGUAAUGAACAAAUAAAAAAAAAUACUAUCA